AUGGAUCUUUUACCCACCUUGUAUUCAAAUCGUUUAGCCUAUGGUAGUAGCAGUAAUUCUAUUAUUGGUACAAGUAUCACUACUAAUAAUAAUGGUAAUUCAGUAGUCAAUAUAAGUGGCAACAACGGCAACACAGAAGUUAAUCUUCUCCACGGAAGAGAUCCUAACGGCGUGGACGACAAUUUACCCAUGGAAUAUCAUCGUGGAAUAUACAAUUUAAACUAUUCACAUCAUCUCUCUAACAAUACUGGAGAUAAUAACAAUACCAAUAGUAAUAAUACUGAUUGUAACCAAAGCCAACAUCAAUAUCAUCACCAACAUGGCAGUCAUCCGCUGAAACUUCCACGACGACAUUUAUCUGCUAUCCCUAAUCCAAUGUACUACUAUCUUCAUUUAUUCUACAGGAAUCGUGUAGAGACACGACGUAGUCGUAUAGCUAAAACACUGAGGGAGAUAGUUCAAAUAGCUCAAGAAAUUCUUCAUGAAGUUGAAUUACAAGAACCACGUUUCAUCAGUACCCUGAAAGUGAUCAAUACCAGUAAUCCUAAUCAUCAAGCUUUGGAUCAAAAACAACCGAAUCAUGAUCCUGAUCAUGAGGAUAUUAUUGAAAGUACUAGUGAUACUUGUACUUCUACUAACACUAAUACUACUAACAAGAUGAAUAUGAGUAGUGUAAAUAAUAGUAAUACUUCACAAAAUGGAAUUUAUUAUGAUGGUUUACGUGUAUUAUCUUCGAAUAAAUUUGAAAUUACACUAUUUUUAAAUCAAAUGGGUGUCUUUAACUUUAUGGAUGAUGGAAGUGUCCCGGGGGGAGCUGUCCUCAAAUUAUCUGAUGGUCGUAAACGUUCCAUGUCAUUAUGGGUUGAAUUUAUCACAGCGUCUGGUUAUCUGUCAGCGCGUAAAAUUCGUGCACGUUUCUAUAGUCUUGUUCAACAAGCUCUGCAGAAAUCAAGUUAUCGUGGGGUGGUACGUAUGCUGGGACAGACAAGUGAAGUUAAAUUGUGUAUACGGGAUAAGUAUAUUUUACAAAUUACUCCAGGAUUUCGUUGUAAUGGUCUCUGGCCGAGAUCAGCUGGCCAUUGGCCAAUGACAACAGUGAGCUCGAGUGGUAAUCAGUUUGGUUAUACAACAGAUUCUAUGAUCAACACCGCCACCACGAGCACCACCCCCACCUCACUGACUACGCCUAAAUGGCCAUCCAGUCAAUUGGUUAAUGAAGUGAAACGUGAAGGUUUCUGUCUGUUAAGUCAAGAAUCUGUAUAUACCAAAGAUAAACAAGCUUCCGCUGAAGGUGAUGCCUGGUUGCUAGACUUCUACGACGCUGAGGAAAGACUGCUACUUAGUCAUAAUAUACGUAGACAAUGUUUUAGUAUUUUAAAAACUCUAGCGGAUCAAUAUUUAACAGGUGUAAAUACUACUACUACCGCGGCGGCCACACCAACAUCCUCAUCCCCAUCCCCAUCAUCCUCAUCGACAAUAUCGCCUCAUCAAAGUCCUCCUGUGAUUCAAGAAUAUGAUAUUAAAACCCUUGUCCUGCAUGAAUGUGAGAAACACCCCCGAGAUGAAGAUUGGACUGAAUACACUCUGGGGGAUCGUAUUAACGGUAUCCUGUUACAGUUAAUUUCAUGUUUACAGCAUCGUCGAUGUCCGCAUUAUUUUCUACCACAGUUGGAUAUAUUUCGUGGUUAUUCAGUGAAUGGUAUGGAUAUUACAGCGAAGCAAACAUGGGGAUUAUUAAGAAAAUUAUUGACUUGUCCACAAGCCCUUGAACAUCUUUAACAGUGAUAGUAAUAAUUGUAAAUUAACCGCCAUUAAAAAUUGAUCAUUGGACAUUGAAUGUGAUUGAAUAUUUGAGUAAUGCACUGCCUGUUGAACACAAUAUAUAUGCGA
Molecule: messenger RNA, 1890 nt
Organism: Trichobilharzia szidati
Lineage: Eukaryota; Metazoa; Platyhelminthes; Trematoda; Strigeidida; Schistosomatidae
Source: the annotation of a GenBank genome assembly